AUGGCAAGCUACAAGAGGAAUGGUACCAGAAAUGUUGAUGCCGUUGGCUUGCGUAAGCUCGGCGUUUCUGAAGAGAAUAUCGCGCUUCAGGAAGCGUACGAAGACAUUCUAGAUCGUCUUGUCAGGGGCCAAGAUCCAUUGAACCCAGAGGAAGCGGCCCGCGAGCUGAAUGAGCUGACGACAUCUGAGCGAGUGCCACUCACUACAACCGUCGGGAGACAUGAUCAACCUCGAAGCUAUCACCUCUAUCGCCUGGCUACAUCCCUGACUGAAGUGGCCUGGUCCACGGAGUGUGACACCGACGACGUCCGGGCACGGCUGGUCGAUUUUGUGGAGGCUCUGGCUAGGUAUAAACUCUGGGACGACCUGGAUUACUUCGGUAACGCCAUGCGUGAAGAGUUGGAUGGGGUUUUUUCCCACAAACCGGAGGGCACAUCCCAGGCGCGAAUUAGCUUUGCGUCCUUUACCACCAGGCUGAUUGCACGGGAUCUGUUCUGGGGAUUAAACUUCCCUGCAUGGGAACUGCGAUCGACGCUGGAGAAACCCCUCUCAGAUGCUAAUACGUCCCGGAUAGAUGCAUAUCUCGCCAUCGUGCGCGAGUAUAUCCUCCAUGCGGGUGUGAAAACCUACAAUCACCUACGCACUCUGGAACGUGACCUGCCUCACCUUAACGCCAAAAAGAAGGAACAUAGCGAGCGGAUCUACAUGGCGUGGUCCCUGUACAAAGAGGGCAAAGGUAAAAUCUUCAGCGUGGAGCGUUGGCAUUUCUGGAAGCAGCGCAUUGCUGAGCUUGCAGAGCAAGCCUCGCCUGAGUAUCAGAUGAUCGCCACGGGUCUGGUUGCAAGGAUGAACCAGAUCGAGAUGAAUACCCCUUGGGACGGGGUUGUGGCGGAUCCUGGAGCGGCGUAG
Molecule: messenger RNA, 909 nt
Organism: Aspergillus uvarum CBS 121591
Lineage: Eukaryota; Fungi; Ascomycota; Eurotiomycetes; Eurotiales; Aspergillaceae
Product: DUF3632 domain-containing protein
Exons: 1
Coding region: 1-909 (302 amino acids)
Source: RefSeq, a predicted model, not a curated record